AGCCGCUGAGCUACAGGUGCCAAGCUGUAUCACUGAAUUUUUAUCCAUUGAUCAAAUCAGAAGAUUGGACCUGAGAUCCUCUCCAGUUCUAAUACUCUAUAAUUACAGUUUUUCUCUCUAACAACCCCCCCAGACUGACUAUGGCCAUGAAGUGUGACUCAUCCUUAUUUAAGUAUUUUCUUAUGAUGUUUCUUUGUAGGAUGGUAAAUUGAAAAAACCCAAGAAUAAAGAUAAAGAUAAAAAAGUUCCUGAGCCAGAUAACAAGAAAAAGAAGCCGAAGAAAGAAGAGGAGCAGAAAUGGAAAUGGUGGGAAGAAGAGCGCUAUCCUGAAGGCAUCAAGUGGAAAUUCCUAGAGCAUAAAGGUCCCGUAUUUGCUCCACCAUAUGAGCCUCUUCCAGAGAGUGUCAAGUUUUACUAUGAUGGUAAAGUCAUGAAGCUGAGCCCCAAAGCAGAAGAAGUAGCUACAUUCUUUGCAAAAAUGCUCGACCAUGAAUAUACUACUAAGGAAAUAUUUAGGAAAAAUUUCUUUAAAGACUGGAGAAAGGAAAUGACUAAUGAAGAGAAGAAUAUCAUCACCAACCUAAGCAAAUGUGAUUUUACCCAGAUGAGCCAGUAUUUCAAAGCCCAGUCGGAGGCUCGGAAACAGAUGAACAAGGAAGAGAAACUGAAAAUUAAAGAGGAGAAUGAAAAAUUAUUGAAAGAAUAUGGUUUCUGUAUUAUGGAUAACCACAAAGAGAGGAUUGCCAACUUCAAGAUAGAGCCCCCUGGGCUUUUCCGUGGCCGUGGCAACCACCCCAAGAUGGGCAUGCUGAAGAGAAGAAUCAUGCCUGAGGAUAUAAUUAUCAACUGUAGCAAAGAUGCCAAGGUUCCUUCUCCUCCUCCAGGACAUAAGUGGAAAGAGGUCCGGCAUGAUAAUAAGGUUACUUGGCUCGUCUCCUGGACAGAGAACAUCCAAGGUUCCAUUAAAUAUAUCAUGCUCAACCCCAGUUCACGAAUAAAGGGUGAGAAAGAUUGGCAGAAAUAUGAGAUUGCUCGGCGGCUGAAGAAAUGUGUGGAUAAGAUCCGGAACCAAUAUCGAGAAGACUGGAAGUCCAAAGAGAUGAAAGUCCGGCAGAGAGCUGUAGCUUUGUACUUCAUUGACAAGCUUGCUCUGAGAGCAGGCAACGAGAAGGAGGAAGGAGAGACGGCGGACACUGUGGGCUGUUGCUCACUUCGUGUGGAGCACAUCAAUCUGCACCCAGAGCUAGAUGGUCAGGAAUACGUGGUAGAGUUUGACUUCCCUGGGAAGGACUCGAUCAGAUACUAUAACAAGGUCCCCGUCGAGAAACGAGUUUUUAAGAACCUACAACUAUUUAUGGAGAACAAACAGCCUGAGGAUGAUCUUUUUGAUAGACUCAAUACUGGUAUUCUAAAUAAGCACCUUCAGGAUCUCAUGGAGGGCUUGACGGCUAAGGUAUUCCGUACAUACAAUGCCUCCAUCACGCUACAGCAACAACUAAAAGAACUCACUGUCCCGGAUGAGAACACCCCGGCAAAGAUCCUUUCUUAUAACCGUGCCAAUCGAGCUGUUGCAAUUCUUUGUAACCAUCAGAGGGCACCACCAAAAACUUUUGAGAAGUCUAUGAUGAACUUGCAGUCUAAGAUUGAUGCCAAGAAGGAACAGCUAGCAGAUGCCCGGAGAGACCUGAAAAGCGCCAAGGCUGACGCCAAGGUCAUGAAAGACGCAAAGACCAAGAAGGUAGUAGAAUCAAAGAAGAAGGCUGUCCAGAGAUUGGAGGAACAGUUGAUGAAGCUGGAAGUUCUGGCCACAGACCGAGAGGAAAAUAAACAGAUUGCUUUGGGAACCUCCAAACUCAAUUAUCUGGACCCUAGGAUCACAGUCGCUUGGUGCAAAAAGUGGGGCGUCCCAAUUGAGAAAAUUUACAACAAAACCCAGCGGGAAAAGUUUGCUUGGGCCAUUGACAUGGCUGAUGAAGACUUUGAGUUUUAACCAGUCUCAAGGGGCAGAGUUCUGUGAAAAGGAACAGUAUGGUUUGGGGAAGAUGGAUAAACUGAGCCUCGCUUGCCCUCACAACUGAGGGAGAGAGGCAGCAAGUCUUAACCAACAUCUUUGCGAAAAGAUAACCUGGAGAUAUUAUAAGGGAGAGCUGAGCCAGUUGUCCUAUGGACAACUUAUUUAAAAAUAUUUCAGAUAUCAAAAUUCUAGCUGUAUGAUUUGUUUUGAAUUGUUUUUUUAUUUUCAAGAGGGCAAGUGGAGGGGAAUUUGUCAGCAUUCUGCCGGGCAAAUUCACUGUUUCACUGAAACAUUUGGAUUCUCUUAGCUACUGUAUGCGAAGUCCGAUUAUAUUGGUGCGUUUUUACAGUUAGGGUUUUGCAAUAACUUCUAUAUUUUAAUAGAAAUAAAUUCCUAAAUUCCCUCCCUCCUCCCCCAUUUCAGGAAUUUAAAAUUAAGUAGAACAAAACCCCAGCGCACCUGUUAGAGUCAUCACUCUCUAUUGUCAUGGGAAUCAACUUUCAUUAAACUUGAAGCAGUCUGACAUCGGCAGUGUUUUGGUUCAGACACUUGUUCACAGAAAAGCAUGAUGGGAAAAUAUUUCCUGACUUGAGUGUUCUUUUUUAAAUGUGAAUUUUUAUUUCUUUUUAAUUAUUUUAAAAUAUUUAAACCUUUUUCUUGAUCUUAAAGAUCGUGUAGAUUGGGGUUGGGGCGGGACAAAGGGCGAGUGAGUCUAAGGAUAAUGAAAUAAUCAGUGACUGAAACCAUUUUCCCAUCAUCCUUUGUUCUGAGCAUUCUCUGUACCCUUAAGAUAUCCAUCUUUUUCUUUUUAAACUCCAGUCUUUCAAUUGAAAGAUUUUAUUGUAUAAAAAGUUCCACAGGUCAGUAAAUUUAGAGGAAAAUGAGUAUUUGGUCCAAAAAAAAAAAAAAGGAAAAAUAAUCAAGAUUUUAGGGCUCUUAUUUUUUUCUUUUGUAAUUGUGUAAAAAAUGGAAAAAAAAAUAAAAAGCAGAAUUUUAAUGUGAAGACAUUUUUUGCUAUAAUCAUUAGUUUUAGAGGCAUUGUUAGUUUAGCGUGUGUGCAGAGUCCAUUUCCCACAUCUUUCCUCAAGUAUCUUCUAUUUUUAUCAUGAAUUCCCUUUUAAUCAACUGUAGGUUAUUUAAAAUAAAUUCCUACAACUUAACGGAAA
Messenger RNA from Otolemur garnettii (small-eared galago), 3180 nucleotides. It is a transcript of the gene TOP1, whose product is annotated as DNA topoisomerase I. Gene Ontology annotation, cellular component: chromosome; nucleolus. NCBI's taxonomy places the organism in Eukaryota, Metazoa, Chordata, Mammalia, Primates, Galagidae. The transcript has 14 exons. Gene Ontology annotation, biological process: chromosome segregation; DNA topological change; DNA replication. Bases 431 to 1990 code for a protein of 519 amino acids. Gene Ontology annotation, molecular function: DNA topoisomerase type I (single strand cut, ATP-independent) activity; DNA binding. The record is from RefSeq and is a predicted model, not a curated record.